This is a messenger RNA of Cricetulus griseus (Chinese hamster), 4364 nucleotides long. The record is from RefSeq and is a predicted model, not a curated record. Lineage: Eukaryota; Metazoa; Chordata; Mammalia; Rodentia; Cricetidae.
CAUUGAAAGCAAACAUGAGGUUACAAUUCUAGGAGGACUCAAUGAAUUUGUUGUCAAGUUUUAUGGACCACAAGGAACACCAUAUGAAGGCGGAGUGUGGAAAGUUAGAGUGGAUCUUCCCGACAAAUACCCUUUCAAAUCUCCGUCUAUAGGAUUCAUGAAUAAAAUUUUCCACCCCAACAUUGAUGAAGCGUCAGGAACUGUGUGUCUAGAUGUAAUUAAUCAAACUUGGACAGCUCUCUAUGAUCUUACCAAUAUAUUUGAGUCCUUCCUUCCCCAGUUGUUGGCCUAUCCUAACCCCAUAGAUCCUCUCAAUGGUGACGCUGCAGCCAUGUACCUCCACCGACCAGAAGAAUACAAGCAGAAAAUUAAAGAGUACAUCCAGAAAUACGCAACGGAGGAGGCCCUGAAGGAGCAAGAAGAGGGCGCUGGCGACAGCUCAUCGGAGAGCUCUAUGUCUGACUUUUCAGAAGAUGAGGCCCAGGACAUGGAGUUGUAGUAGAAAAGCAUCUGCUUUUCAGAAAGACUAUUAUUUCCUAACCAUGAGAAGCAGACUAUAAUAUUCAUAUUUAAACAAAGCAAUUUUUUUUAUUACUAAACAAGGUUUUUAUGAAUAAUAGCAUUGAUAUAUAUAUAUUAUAUAUCACCCUUUAGAUCUUGAUUUCUUGGUCAUUUCUCAACCUGAGGUGCAUAGCAUAUUCCCACAUUCCAUUUUGGUAGCAAUAUGCGGUCCGAAUGCAUGCAUUCAUAAGUCCAUUUGGCCAAGUCAGCCUGUGUGCUACUGAACUGUCAAGAAAUUGCCGCUCUGAUAGGUAAACACGAGUAAAACUAACAAGAAAAGGUUGCUUCUUUUUGUUGAUGGUUCCAAAGAAAAAAACCAAAUCUGCCAGCUCUUGGAUGAAGAUAGAGCAGUGCUUUUCCAGAGUGGAAGGGAAAGGUUGAGCGAAAAGGCGAGCUUUAGGAGCAUGCGAAGCUAGCCAUGUACACAUGAGCUAUCCCAAGCCCUCGUGGCCCUUUCUGAGGGGCGGUGUGAGACAGAGCCGAAGGAGAAGUAAGACUUAGAAUCUUUUUUUUUUUUUUUUUUUUUUUUUGGACUCAGAUUUAAGUGCAUUUUUCUAGGUAGAUUUCUGCCCUCUGGGCUGCCAGACCUGCAGCCACAUUGGUUUUGCUUUGGAGAACCUUUUGGAGUGUUUUCUGAACCCAGUUCUUUUUCUUGGGGUACAGCUUGUCAUCAGAACUUUUUUGAGAGAACAGGACUGGAGGAGAAAGGUGGAGGAUGCAAUUACAUCUAUCUGAUCCCAGCACUGGGCCCGUUGGAGACCACUGCCCUGGACUGAGCUGCAAAAACUGGAAGCAGUUUUUGUUUGAUGUUUUUCUUUUCUUUUGUUCCUUUUUUUUUUUUUUUUUAAUUUGUGUGAAUUGAACUUAGGUUACUGAUUUAAUUUUACCUACCAAGAGACAGUCUCCUCCCUGGACAAGGCACUCGGUGGACCUUCAGGUGGAGGAAGACCUGCCUCGAGGCCUGAGCCCUGCACGAUCCUUUGAACUCCAGUCUUAGUUUUCUCUCUGGCAGCUGCUCCUAGCAGCAGCCCGGUUGCCAACCGCUUCUGGGAGAGGGAAGUGUGGGUACCUGAGACCCAAAACAUCCUAAAUUUAAAGCGGGCAAUACUGAAUCAAAUGGAAGUUGUUGUACCCAAAGUGAUUUCAGGUGGGGAAGAACCACUUUGUUCUGUGACUGAUGAGGGAGAAAGGGUGUGAACUGGGACUAGGCAGAUUUCGGGGGAGGGGAGGGCCCUUCCUCCCUCUGUGGUAGCAGCAAGUCAGACAGCUGGAAGCCUGGCCUGCUGCUGCCCAGCGCCUGCUCAGUUAUCUGCCACCCAGAGUGCCCAGCAGUUCCCAUCUGACUCUGAGGGAUUUGGAGACAGUUUAGACAGCAGCUCUGUAUUCUUUUGCCGAAACCUGAACAGUAGAAGUAGCCAAUCAUAAGACCUUCUGAAGACAUUUGAAUGUCCCACUGGACUAACUUUUCUUUUCGACGUAUUUAGUGUAGAAGUGCUGUAUUCCACAGGGUUUAAGUCGGUGAGAUUGGGAGAUCUCUCUUUUUUAAUUCAGAAAGCACAAUCAGUCUUUCCUUUGAAAAUCUAUAUAAAGUACAACUUUUAGCAUGAUUAUUUUCCUAAAUAAAAAGACAAAUAAUUACUUAUUUUAUGUUGAUUACGGGCAUGAAGCAAAAGGUUUUCUUUGGGGAAAAUGCAGUCUGUGGGGCUGUGCUCGGUUCAUUGUACUGUGCUCUCGGGCACCCUGCCUGUUGGAAGGUGGCUUCAGCUGUGUGGUGUAACGCUGUGUGGUGUAACGCUGUGCUUGCCUGGCACGCUGUCUUCUGUCUGGGGAAGGAGGCUCUCUGCUAGUCUCCCACCUUGCUUCCCUUGAGGGCUAGCAGUUUGCUCAUGCUGUAACCUUUACUGUAGGUGCUACUUAGGGUAGGCUUGAAGUGCUGGGUGGUGAUUUUGAGUUCAAACAAUAAAAAAUUGUAUUUUUUCAAUACUGUAUAAAAAUAGUAUUCUAAUUACCUUUCCAAAAAAAGGUCCUGAUAAUUGCUUUUGAUCUUGUUGAAAAAAAUACAAAGCAAAAAGUCCAACAAAGCAUAAGAGUCAAGUUUAGGGACUGGGUGUGAGCAGCUACUGCUGACCCUUCCAGAACCCACAUGGCUCCAAUAAAGACAUCACUCCCCGUGCAGAGCAGCAGCAGUGCGAGCUGACUGUGCAGAGAGGCCCAUGGGGAUCCAGCCUGGGGCUUGAGGCUGCAGGGAAGUCCGUCCAGCCGAAUAGUGAAGGUUUUGCAGCACUGGGAGUUGAUGACUGCCCCCCAAAUCACUACCCUCAACUUCCUGGCUCCAGUUCUGAUUCCAUUCACAUUGCUGCUCUCUGGGCCUUGACCCUGUUAGGAAACUGACUUUGCAAGCUUUGUGGCCCACCCUUGCCCCUUGGUGAGGUUGGGGCUACAUGACCAUACCAGACCCAUAAGUGCAAAGGACCCCGAAAUAAAGUCUGGCUGUGACUCUUGGGAACUCAGUUACCAUAGAAAAUAGAUGAGCUCUGCAGCAUGGCUGUUUGGGCACCGAAACCCUCUCUAGUUACCUGUGGGUGUCCCUCCUAACACCCAAGUUGACACCGAGCCCUUGCUUUGGAAGGGGUAGCAGUAAGUCAGAGCUGUUGCUGGCAUUUACAUCCUUUGUACCAACCAGUUUUGAGGUCCUACCUUGUGGUUUACCAGUGGGAGCCAUUCUCUGCCCCCAUUCAGAUGACUCUUGCCAAACACCGACAAGCCAAGUGGCUGCUGCCUGGCAGCCCAAACCUGCCACGUUCCUGGAGCCAGUGAGCUGUGUUUUGUGAUUGCCAACAUAGACCCUGGCAUUUGACAUUUUUGUCAGCAGUCUCCACCCUUCUCUACUGUGCAGCUUCAACCAGCAUUUCCUAUUAAUGAGAAAGUUCCCAGAAGUUGCCACAUCUCUCCAGCACUAAUAUUUUUGUCCACUUCAAGCGCUGUUCUAAUUGCCAACAGGCUGAUCUAGGCUCCUGAGGGGUGCAUCUUCUCAGAGGAACUGUGCCCUGGAAAGGGCUCCCCGAAGUUCUAGUUGGCCUUGACCUGAUACUUGCAUUUUCUAGGCCACCUUUUGGGGUGGCUAAGAAUCAUGACAGAUCCGAUGCCAGCCUAGUCUCUGGGUCAGGUUUCUGAGAGCUGGCAUUGGGUUUUAGAUGGCAUGUGGCCCCUGUAUGUUUUAGUGACUCAGAAAAGUAAAGCCAUUUACAAAAGUUAGCAAAGAGUUUUUCUUUGUUUUGUUCACUUCUAAUUGGGUCAUAACCUUGCUGAGUGAAAAAAUCAACUCAUUUCUGAUUGGGCACAAAGAACCAAAUUUCUUUGGACUUCUGAAUCUACGUUUAUUUUCCUUUGGCCACUGAACACCUUGGCUAGCUCUUUAGGGAUUGGAUGAAGUGAAGGCCCAUUGGGGUCAUGGGUGUGCAGCUUUCCACCCACCUGAGGAAUGGCCAUGGCUCUUGGUUUAGCAGUUACUCGGCUGUGGGCGUGGGAAGAAAUGGCCUUUAAUUACUGAUUGUAUUUGGUACACGUUGUGUGAUACUUGAAGAGAUAAAAGGGACUUACCAGCCCUUAAUUGAAAUCUAAGCUUUUUACUGCUUUUCCCCUCCUCGCCCUGUCUCCUCUCUUCCAUCGUCCUUGCAUUGUGAUGAUCUAGUGGGCAUGUCUGUCACCUGGACAAAUGCCUCCUCUGACUAUAACCUCUUAAUAGUUGUGUAUAAUGAAAACUGUAAACUUUUUUAAAUAAAAUGUGUAUAUACCUUGGCAAA